AUGACGGCCUCCGUGGGUAAGGCUGAGGCCUCGCGCGAUGGUUCGACGUCGUCUAUCGCAUCUUCGCCCGAGCCAGGCCAGGCCGAGACUUACACCCAUGAAGAACCGCAGCAGCAGAAGCGCAAGGGCGGGCGCAAACCUUCAAUUGAAAUGUCAGAGUUGAGGCUAACCAAGCGCUGUAAGAUAUAUGCGACUUCUGAAGAGCGCAAGCAACGCAAUAGACAGGCGCAAGCAGCCUUCCGCGAACGACGCACAGAGUACAUCAAACAGCUCGAGAGCACCAUCAAGCACCAUGAGGAGACGCUGCAGAACCUGCAGAACAGUCACCGCAAUGCUGCCGACGAGUGCCUCAUGCUCAGGUACAAGAACUCUUUGCUGGAGAGAGUCUUGCUAGAGAAAGGCAUCGACGUCCAGGCCGAGCUGCGCGCGAAGACUGGUAGCCCCAACCUGGGCCCCACGAGGCCUCAAACCUCUGUACACAACUCUCCCAACCAGGCCCCUUUGCAGCAACGUGCCAUCUUGAACAGACAGCAGCAGAGGCGGUCGCUUCAAGGUCCGCCCAAGGUCGAUGGUAUCAAUGGCUUGCCCAUGAUACAGCCUGAUGGCCCGAUUCACCGUUCACCAUUGUCGCAGCCCACUCCUGGCUCACACCUCUCCUCGCCCGCUCAAUCGGCCACGCGAUCGCCCAACUUCCCUCCAAAUGGACAAUCAGUGUCGCCCAACUUCGGGCCCAUUCCUCCGCAGCAGCAACAGCAAUUGCGUCCUCUACCACCUCGGUCCAACUUCACACCCCUGAUGGGUCCUCAAAGACCUUCCCUAAUAACGAACCACCCUCCAUCAAACAGCAGAUCAAGCACAUCUACUGUUGGUAGCAGCGGGACUGGCAUGACGCAAAGCAGUGGCCCCUCUUCGUACUAUCCGACUCAGUUCUCGGAUCACAUGUCUCAACUCGAGCAAGAGUAUGAAGAUCAAGCAGACAACUACGAACAUGAAGAGCCAAGCGAUCAGUCGGCUGGCCCCGGACCCUUCCCGCAGCAAACCUUCCCGAUCUCGAAUAGCAUGCCACCACCCAUGGCCCCCACACAACACCCUCCAUAUCCGAGCGCAGCCGCACUAGCACCUAAUGAUGGGGGUCAUGUUUUCAACAGUAACAUCAACCAACAACUCUUUGACCCAUACGAUCCUAUGUUAGACGCAGAUCCCUUUGGACUGUCCGCAAGCAUGCAUUUCCCAACCAUGUACGAAUCGAGAUGA
Messenger RNA from Dothidotthia symphoricarpi CBS 119687, 1254 nucleotides. RefSeq lists its product as uncharacterized. Bases 1 to 1254 code for a protein of 417 amino acids. Gene Ontology annotation, cellular component: RNA polymerase II transcription regulator complex. The record is from RefSeq and is a predicted model, not a curated record. The transcript is spliced from 4 exons. Gene Ontology annotation, molecular function: DNA-binding transcription activator activity, RNA polymerase II-specific; transcription cis-regulatory region binding. Lineage: Eukaryota; Fungi; Ascomycota; Dothideomycetes; Pleosporales; Dothidotthiaceae.